Molecule: messenger RNA, 6739 nt
Organism: Acanthochromis polyacanthus (spiny chromis)
Lineage: Eukaryota; Metazoa; Chordata; Actinopteri; Pomacentridae
Gene: pld1b
Product: phospholipase D1b
Exons: 27
Coding region: 296-3502 (1068 amino acids)
Biological process (GO): intracellular signal transduction; phosphatidic acid biosynthetic process; cell motility
Molecular function (GO): phosphatidylinositol binding; D-type glycerophospholipase activity
Source: RefSeq, a predicted model, not a curated record
UGUCUCCUCUGUGGGCUUAGUCCCGCCCUCCUACAUGUUUCUCCUCCUCUGGUUUGCUGCUGCUGCAGUCGGCUGUCAGCCUCUCAGAGCUUUGGACUGCAGCGCUGCAGGCAGGGUUGGUGUGCACGGAGGGGGCGUGCACGAGGACGAGCGUGCACGGGGAGGGCGUGCACGUGUGUGGAGGGAUUUAAAGUGAGGCUGCAGAGGAAGUUGAGGCUGAGAUGAUGAGGAGGAGGAUGAUGAGGACGGCUCCUUGGGUUCAGGUGAGCCCGGGGCUCCACACUGAGUGCUAACCAUGCUGGGCCAAUCCGAGCCGACCUCCAGCACCCUGCAGCUGGUGGCCAACGACAUGACGGGCAUCAUGGAGAAGCUGGACACCCGAGAGCUCGACCUCGGGGAUGGAGAGUACGACACGACCGACACCGCGGCUCCAGAGGAGCGUUUGCCUUUUAGUGCGAUUUACCACACGGUGGGUUUCAAGGAGUCCGAGGCCAAAGUCUUCCUGUCCUCUCCGAUCACCGCCAAAAUCCUGGAGGUGGAGCGAUUCACCUCGGCUCAGGACCGAUUCAACGUCACCACCCAGAGGAGCGUCAACAAGUCGAUGCCCGCUGUGUAUAAAAUCGAGAUGAAGCACGGGGAGUUUACGUGGCUGGUGAAGAGGAAGGAGAAACACUUCAUGGAGCUUCAUCGAGAGCUGAGGACCUACAAGACCUUCAUGAGGCUGCCGCUGCCGUCGCGAAGCCACACGGUGAAGAGGCAGACGGUGGCCAGGAGUGAGGUGAGACAGAUGCCGAACCUCCCCAGAGGAGGAGGAGAUGAGCUGGGCCGAGAAGAGCAGGUUUCCAGCCGGAGAAGACAACUAGAAGAUUACUUGAAUAAGCUGCUAAAGAUGCCGAUGUACCGGAACUACCACGCUACGAUGGAGUUCAUUGAUGCUAGUCAGCUGUCCUUUGUCCACGACCUGGGACCAAAAGGCUUAGAAGGAAUGGUGCUGAAGCGAUCCGGCGGUCAUCGGAUCCCCGGGUUGAACUGCUGUGGUCGCAGCAAAAUGUGCUACCGCUGGUCCAAACGCUGGCUGGUGGUGAAGGACUCGUUCCUGCUCUACAUGAAGCCCGACUCCGGUGCCAUCUCCUUUGUGAUGCUGUUCGACAAAGAGUUCAGCAUCAAGAUGGACUCCAAAGACACGGAAACCAAACACGGCGUCCGCGUUGACAGCCUCAGCAGGUCGCUGGUGCUGAAGUGCAGCAGCUACAGACAUGCCCGCUGGUGGGGUCAGGCCAUCGAAGGCUUCGUCCAGAAGCACGGCUCGGCCUUCCUCAAAGACCACCGCUUCGGAUCCUUCGCCAGGGAGGAAGUGAACAUCCCGGCCAAAUGGUACGUGAACGGAAAAACGUACAUGGAGGACGUAGCCGACGCUCUGGAGGAGGCCAAGGAGGAAAUCUUCAUCACAGACUGGUGGUUGAGUCCAGAGAUUUUCCUGAAGAGGCCGGUGGUCGAAGGAAACAGAUGGCGUCUCGACUGCAUCCUCAAACGCAAAGCGCAACAAGGAGUGCGUGUCUUUGUGAUGCUGUACAAGGAGGUGGAGUUGGCUCUGGGCAUCAACUCCGGAUACAGCAAGAGGACGCUGCUGCACCUUCACCCCAACAUCAAAGUGAUGCGUCAUCCAGACCACGUCUCCUCCGCUGUGUACCUGUGGGCUCACCACGAGAAGAUCAUCGUCAUCGAUCAAUCUGUAGCCUUCGUGGGCGGGAUCGACCUGGCGUACGGUCGCUGGGAUGACAAGGAGCACCGACUGACGGAUGUUGGGAGUGUGACGCUGUCUCACCUGGAGCAGGCUGCAGCUGCUUCCUCCAGCACGACUGCCUCGGCUAACGGCAGCGGCGCCGCCUCCCAGAGCAACGGGAAGGGCAUCUUCACGGUGACGGACUCGACGGACCAGCCCAAGCUUAAGGGUCAGGGGAGGAUGAAGAGGACUAGGUUCAGCAUCAGGAGACACCUGCAGAAACAUGGACUGGCCCAUGCCGACAGCGACAGCGACCUGGAGGAGGACGAGAGUUGGUCAAACAGCAUCAGCAGCCACCAGACUCUGAUCCCCUCCAGGCUGGUGGAGCUAAAGGCGGCUCCGCUCAGUCAGUACCAGGCUGGAAGCGGCUCAGUGAGAAGUCUUCACACCGGAGUCGGAGAGCUGUUUGGAAACACUCGCUUCUGGCACGGGAAGGAUUACUGCAACUUCGUCCACAAGGACUGGAUCCAGCUGGACAAACCCUUCGAUGACUUCAUAGACCGGCAUACGACUCCCAGAAUGCCUUGGCACGACAUCGCCUCAGUGGUUCACGGGAAAGCAGCUCGAGAUGUGGCGAGACACUUCAUCCAGCGGUGGAACUUCACUAAGCUCGUGAAGCCAAAGUACCGCUCGCUGUCAUUUCCAUACCUGCUUCCUAAAUCCCACACCAGCGCCACAGAGCAGCGAUACCAAGUCCCAGACUCCAUCUCCACCAAGGUCCAGAUCCUGCGCUCGGCCUCUGAUUGGUCGGCUGGCAUCAAAUACCACGAGGAGUCCAUCCACAACGCCUACGUCCACGCCAUCCAGAACAGCCAGCACUUCAUCUACAUAGAGAAUCAGUUCUUCAUCAGCUGUGCCGACAACAAACACGUUUUCAACAAGAUCGGAGACACGAUUGCGGAGCGCAUCAUCAAAGCGUACAGGGAGGGUAAGAAGUACCGGGUUUACGUGGUGACGCCGCUGCUGCCGGGCUUUGAAGGCGACAUCAACACCGGAGGAGGCAGCGCCAUCCAGGCCGUGAUGCACUUCAACUACAGGACCAUGAACCGAGGAGACCACUCCAUCAUCUCCCAGCUCAAGAGGGAAAUGGGUGACCAGUGGAUGAACUACAUCUCCAUCGCCGGUCUGAGAACUCACGCCGAGCUGGAGGGGAAGCUGGUCACGGAGCUCAUCUACGUCCACAGCAAGAUGCUCAUCGCCGACGACAACACCGUCAUCAUCGGUUCGGCCAACAUCAACGACCGCAGCAUGCUGGGGAAACGAGACAGCGAGGUGGCCGUGAUCGUGGAGGACUCGGAGACGGUCGCCUCGGUGAUGGACGGACAGCGGUACCAGGCGGGAAGAUACGCCCUGCAGCUCCGCCUCGAAUGCUUCAAGAUGAUCCUCGGCGCUAACACCGAUCCCUCCAUCGAUGUUUCCGAUCCCAUCAGCGAUCAGUUCUACAAGGAGGUCUGGAUGGCCACCUGCGCUCGCAACGCCACCAUCUACCAGAAGGUUUUCCGCUGUCUGCCGUCCAGCGACGUCCGGAACAUCCUGGAGCUGGAGGGCUACCUGGCCAAGGCGGGCCUGGACAAAGACGACCCGGCCCGGGCUCACGAGGAACUGAAGAAGAUCCGGGGCUUCCUGGUCCAGUUUCCUCUGCAGUUCCUCAGCGAGCAGAACCUGCUGCCCCCCAUCGGCUCCAAGGAGGCCAUGGUGCCGAUGGAGGUCUGGACCUGAGGAGGACGGGAACACUCGGGUGGAUGAAUCUGACACCCUUCUGGAGGUCUGAGCUGCUGGGCAGAACUUCACGGCUAACGUUAGCGUUGUAUUCCUAUCCUAAAACAAUUAGCUACGAGGCUCUCAGUCACAUGCUAACCAGGAAGUUUGAGGUUUUUUGCCCUGAGUUUAGACUCCAUUCAAAACCUUUUUCCGACAUCAGAAUUUCUUUCAGUAGGACGCUAAUGAGUAAUUGCUAUUUAUAAAAUAGUUGUUAUUAAAUAAACAGAUGAAGCAGAAGAUGAGGGAUGACAGGAACCAUGUUGUAGAUUACAUGUAGUACCGAUUUGCACCACCAGGUGGAGCAACCAGUUACAGAUUUUUGCAGAUUUUAAAAAUGGGUAUGGAGGGACAUGAUUAGCUUAGCUUAGCAUAAAUUGUGGAAGCGUCUGGAAACAGCUAACAUGGCCCUCUCAAGGCUCAAAUGUAUAGCAACCAGAGCUAAAGCUAAUUACUAAUCUUUACGGAAUCGUAAAAAUCUGUGCUAAGUUAGCGCUAACCUAAUUUAGCGCUAAGCUAGGUUUAUUAGGUCUUUUGCACCAUGUUUCCUGGCUGGUAGUGAAACUGUGAAGAUUUUCUACAUCUAAAAUGAUCUUAAAACAGUUUAAAAAGCACAACUAGAGUUUAAUAUCCUUUCAGGUGCAGGUUCAGAUGGAGCUCUAAAGAGAUUAAAAGAAAAAUAUCCUAAAAUCUCCUAGUUCUGUUUGCCGAUUUACCUCCAGAAGGGCGUCGACUGGGACUUGAACACACGAGAGGAUUAAAAACUGGCUUAAAUUUACAAAAACAACAAACAUGGAGACGCCUUCCCUCCUGUAAACACAGGGCUGAAAUCCACGGUGUGUGACAAUCUGGGCGUCACGUUUACAAAAAGAAGGAAGUAAAUAAAAGUGAAGCCAUCGAGAUCCUCCGGCCUCCAACAACACUAUGCAACGACCGAGGCCGGCGAACGCAGCUCCUCUGGGAAAAGACACUAAAUGAAUGAAAGCAGAGACGAGGACGAAGGGCAGCAUCGAUUCUUUUCUUUCUUUUUCUCUCUCACACCUUUGCUGUUAAUAUUUAUGUCAACCAGGAAAUCCCAAGUGCCAAAGACGACAUUCCUCAUACUGUGGAUUCUACAUUAAAACCUUAAGUGACCUGUUUUUAUACUCUGGCGUUGUGUUUGUGGUCCACAGUGGGGCUUCGUCUCACAGCUUCCUCUAAUUUCCUGGAAAAAUAACUGGGCUGAAACUAGCCGCUUAGCCUUUAGAUGAUUUAUAAUGUGCAAAUGUAAUGUUUUCUCCAGGAAACUAUGAGGAAAUUCAUGUGAAGCUCUUUUUUUUGGACUACAUAACCGUCAGACUCAUGCAUGAUGUGUUUAUUAUAAUGCUGCGUUUGAUAUAAUGUCAGAAAAUGGAAAUUCUUGCAGCUAGCAGACAACAUUAGUGCAAAAGCUGCAUGGGGGGGGAUAUUUUUGGCCACUAGGGAGCAGCAGAACAAGCAGAAAUAUACAACAUAUUUACUCUGUUUUUGGUCUCCACCAUCUCCAGAGCGAAAGAAAUGGCUAUUCAGCUGCUAUAAGCAGCUAGUUGUUAUGUUUACAUCUGUUGGUUUUCCCCUACUUUGUUCCUACAAAAUCAGGUUUUGAUCUCUAGGGCGCAACAGAACAAGCAGCAAAUGCAGCUUUUCAGGCGUUUGCUCCAUUUUUGGUCUCCACCAUCUUUGGGGCAAAAUAUUUGUCUCUUCAGUGACUAAAUGUUCCAUGAGUGAAGGUUUACUAGCUAGUUCCUAACAUUACGUCUGGUUGUUUACCAAAGAUUGUUUCUGCAAAGUUUGUUUUUGGCCUCUCGGGGGCAGCAGAACAAAAAGAAAACACAACAUCUACCAUCUUUUAGCACCAUUUUUGGUCUCCACCAUCUCUGGAGCAAAUAUUCGAGUGUUCUUCUGCUGUAACGAGCUAGUUGCUAACUUUAUGACGAUUGUUUCUGCAUACUUAGUUUUGGCCUCUAGGUGGCAGCAGAACAAGCAGAAAAUGCAACAUACGACAUGUUUUUGCUCUGUGUUUGGUCUCCACCAUCUCCAGAGCAAAGUAUUUGUCUCGUCAGUGCCUAAAUGUUCCACUAGUAAAGGUUUACUGGCUAGAUGCUAACUUUGCGUCUGUUGGUUUACCACAGAUUGUUUCUGUAAAACUUUUUUUGGCCUGUUUUUCCAGGCUUAGGCAGCUAUUAUCCGAGGAAAAGCCUUAAAAAUUUACUCAGACGAUUUGUAGCAGCAUUUAGCUCCUAAACAGCCAGAUGUUUUCUUUGGGAGGUGGUGGAGACCAAAAACGGAGCUAAAAGAGAGUAAAUAUUGGAUUUAAAGUCAUCGGUUAACACAAAAACUCGAUUUGUCUUUGUGGCUAGUGUUGCUCUGUGUCUGUUUACGGUGUAAAAACUCAACUCUAAGUUUUGUUUUGAAAAUAAUAUGAGAAUUUUGAGUUUGCGGCUUGUUUCUGCUGCCAAAAAAAUGAAAUAUUAUAGCAAAAGUUAGGAUCAUUUCACUUCAUUUUUCUGACAUUUAUGAAGCGCAGCAUCGAUAUUCGUUGUGUCUUCCUGAUUGGUAGGUUUAUUAUCUGCAUGGCGCCGUUUUGUGCUGUGAACUUUACCUGAAAACACUUAAAAUCGACUCAACGGUCUGCAGCUCGUUGCCAUUUCCAGAGAAAAGCAUGAACCCUGUUUCCUCCAAAGCCAUUACUGAUGUAAACGGUGUGCCUGUCUGCCACAUGAACCUGAAACUUACUGUUAAUAUUUAUAGAAAAUGGGACCUUAAUGUGCUUUUUUCCUCUUUAUUCGUCCUCUCUACCUCCCGGUGUUUCUACCUCCUGCUCCGGAGCUUCUCAGCCGUCAUUUUCUUGCAGCUUCGCCUGAAAUUAACAAAAAAAAGCAGUGCAGAAGUGAUAAAAAAUGACACUUCUGCACAAUAUCAGACAGUUUAGACAUUAGAACGAUGAAAAGCUGAAUUGAAAUGAACCAGAAAUGUGGAUUCGGUUCAGAUGUUCCCUCGUUUUCUUUAAAUCUGGGCCGAAAACGCUGAUUUUUCUGUCCUGUCUCCUCUCUGUUGGAAAUGAAAAUGCACUAUUUUGCACAGAUUGUCGUUUUUCUUGACCUUAAAAAUCGAUCUGCAGUACGCGUCGUGUUGCUUUUGUGAAACGAUGGAUUAAAUAAAUGGCAUAUUAACAAGUUA